AUGGCUGAAAGUUCAAAAAGUUCAGGACAAGAGAAUGGUGAGCCACAGGCACAGAAGAAACGUGAAAAUUACCUGGACUGGGAAGAUUACUUCAUGUCCAUGGCCUUGCUGAGUGCCCAGAGAAGUAAGGACCCAAACACGCAGGUGGGAGCGUGCAUCGUUAACAAAAGAAAACGCGUUGUGGCCACCGGCUACAACGGCAUGCCGGACGGUUGCCAUGACGACGAGAUGCCGUGGUCAAGAGGAGAAGUUACAGAUACCGAGUCCAAAACCUCCUACUUGUGCCACGCGGAGAUGAAUGCUGUACUGAACAGCAACAGCACUGACACAACAGGCUGUAAGAUGUACGUGUCGCUGUUUCCCUGCAACAGCUGUGCGCAGAUAAUCAUCCAAUCUGGCAUCAAGAAAGUCGUGUAUCUGAAAGAUGAUAAACACGACAAGCCGAUAUACAUGGCUUCUAGACGUUUAUUGAAGAGAGCUCAUGUCAAGAUAAGGCCGUACCGAGGUCAUGUCAGCGCUGUACAGGUGAAGAAAGUCAAGGACCAGAGCACUAACCAACAACCACAAGUCUAACAUUAACAGUACAUGGCGUACUUGGAUCAUAUAAGCAUUUGUAGAUAAACGACCAAUAUUUUUAAAAAUUGCAAAAUAAAUGUAUUUACUUAAACAAAUCACAAA
This is a messenger RNA of Physella acuta, 678 nucleotides long. Its product is annotated as deoxycytidylate deaminase-like. The record is from RefSeq and is a predicted model, not a curated record. Gene Ontology annotation, cellular component: cytoplasm. NCBI's taxonomy places the organism in Eukaryota, Metazoa, Mollusca, Gastropoda, Physidae. Gene Ontology annotation, molecular function: dCMP deaminase activity; zinc ion binding.